AUGGAGUCAGUAGGAUUAGUAAAUAUCAUUGAACCCGAGGAGCAUGCAGAUGCAGGUUCACUUGGUGCAACAGAUCGAGUAACAUCUGAUUCAGAUACUCAUGAAGGUGUGGCUGAUCAAACAGAUAUAUCAGAUGCACCAGAUGCAACUGACCCAACAGAUACACCAGCUACAACAAUUGAUCACACAGUUGCACCAGAUAUAACUGAUCAGGAAAGUAUACGCGAUAGGGUUACUCCAACAUUUCAGGAACAGACUGCUCCAACAUCACUUCCUAUUGACUCUACAAUUCAUGUUUUGCUCACCAGUCAAAGUGUUUAUGACUACUCCUUGUUCACUAAGAAAUCUGGGAAUGAGAUUGUCAUUAUCCUAAUCCAUGUGGAUGAUUUACUGUUGACUGUAAGCAGUAUGGAGCUCAUUAAUGAAGCCAAGUCAGUAUUACAUCAGAAGUUUAAGGUGAAAGAUUUAGGUGAACUAAGAUACUGUCUGGGCAUUGAAGUCUUGAGGUCUCAGCAAGGAAUCCUCCUUAAUGAGAGGAAAUACACCAUAGUGCUCAUCUCAAAGAUAGGCUUAAGUGGAGCAAAACCUGUUAUUACACCCCUAGAACUCAAUCAGAAGCUUACUUCAUUUGAAUAUGAUAAGGGGAUUGGAAAUAAAGUAUCUGAUUCUUUGGUAGAUGUCACAUGCUACCAAAAGCCGAUAGGGAAACUCCUGUACCUUACAGUCACCAGACCAAACAUCAAUUAUGCACUACAGAUUUUGAGUCAAUCCAUGAAGACUCCAAAAGGAUCCCAUGUGGAUGCAGCCACUCAUGUAGUGAGAUAUCUCAAGCAGGCACUAGGUAUGGGAGUGAUCAUCAGAAGAGGACCAGCUGAUGCCUUGAUUGGCUUUUGUGAUUCAAACUGGGCAGCAUGUCCAAUAAGCAGAAGGCCUGUCAGUGGUUACCUUUGUUAA
Molecule: messenger RNA, 954 nt
Organism: Nicotiana tabacum (common tobacco)
Lineage: Eukaryota; Viridiplantae; Streptophyta; Magnoliopsida; Solanales; Solanaceae
Source: RefSeq, a predicted model, not a curated record